Molecule: messenger RNA, 1798 nt
Organism: Uloborus diversus
Lineage: Eukaryota; Metazoa; Arthropoda; Arachnida; Araneae; Uloboridae
Product: solute carrier family 46 member 3-like
Exons: 5
Coding region: 329-1798 (489 amino acids)
Biological process (GO): transmembrane transport
Cellular component (GO): membrane
Molecular function (GO): transmembrane transporter activity
Source: RefSeq, a predicted model, not a curated record
GAAAAAAGCAUACUAAUGCAGAAAUAAAGGUACGAAUAGAAAGUAAAGAACACAUUGAUGCAACAUAAACAGAGGAUGCAGUGAAGAAAAUGUGCAGUGAAUAACUACUACAAUGAACUAGUUUUAACAUUAUUGUGAUUAUUGCAGUUUACUCCACUGCAAAAGAAAUGCAGUGAAUUACUACAAUGAACUAAUUUCCAUAUUACUGUGAUUAUUGCAUUUUAUUCAACUACAAAAAAGAUGCAAUAUCCUACAAAUCGCUUCUUCUGAAAUCAUUUGUUCUCUAGUCAUUCAUUGAAGUUUUCUGAAAAAAUCAUUCAUUUUAACCAUGUCGGGUUCAAAGAAUGAAAUCGAAACAAAAGAACAGAUUUUGAAACCCAGCACUCCUCUGAAGAAAAAUGACAACAGUAUUCAAUAUGGAGGAAUGUCAGGUGAUGACGUUCCUCUGCUUACAGACGCUUUCCCAAAACGCAGCAAAUUUUCGAAAUUUUGGGAACUCGUUUGCAGCCUGACAAUAGAGCCUGUCAUAUUCAGCUUUCUUUUUGCGUUUGUCAUGAACGCUACGGUCUUAUCAAACAUGAUUAUGGACAAAGGCUGUCUGUACUACUUCAACUACUCCCGGGAAAUAUGUCAGAAUUUAAGUGGCCACCCCACUGAGAAAGACAAUGUCGAAAUAUUAGCCAAUAACUACUCUCUUUACAACAGUCUGACGGGCCUCAUUGGUGCUUUUGCAAUGAUAUUCAUAGCGCCGUACAGUGACAAAUACGGAAGGAAGACCCCUUUGAUUUUGGCUGUCCUUGGUGUCCUCGUAUCCGACAUUGGUUACAUGCUGUGUACUUACCACUACGAAUCACCCCUAGAGUAUUUGAUAAUUGCUCGCAUUCCUGGUGAAAUGUUUGGAGGAUUCAUCUGCAUCUUGACCGAAGUUUUCAGCCAUGCUUCAGAAGUGUCAACCGAAGAGACCAGAACGCUCAAGUACACUUGCAUCGAAAUAGCUCUCGGUUUGGGACUAGCUUUUGGAAGCCUGGCUGGUGGUCUUCUGUAUCAGUACUAUGGUUAUUUUUACGUCUAUAUUGCAUCGGCGGCAAUGCACCUUUUCUGUGCUCCGUGGACGCUUUUCAUGGUUCAAGAAACGACUGGUUUGGGGAUCAACGCAUCGGUGAAGGAGAAGUUUCGAGAUUUUUUCAAAUGUGAGAGAAUCAUGAGUAGUGUUUCAGCUGUGUUCAAAAAACGAAAAGGGCACGACCGGGCUUUGCUGCUGAUGAUAUUAGCUACCAUGUGCUGCUAUGUUAUCACUAUGGAAGCAUACUCAAGCAUUGGAUAUGUAUAUGUACAUCAUAUAUUUAACUGGGACCCGAGUAUAUACAGUAAAGUGAACACAAUAGCUACUCUUUGUAACCUGGCAUUCACUAUUCUUUGUGUUCCAAUUCUUGUCGGAGUCUUCAAGGCAAAAGAUAGUGUUCUUGGAAUCAUUGGAACCGUGUCCAUGAUGUUGAAGAAUCUCUUCACCGCAUUUGCACGAGAGGGUCAUGUGUACAUUUAUUACAUAGGUCUACUUUCUGGGUUCUUGCUAACACUUCCAUCUUUAUCAAUGCGCUCUUUGAUAUCUAAAGUUGUUGGUAAAGAUGAACUAGGUCAAGUGUUUGCAUUCCUUGCGACUUGCGAAUCUGUUGUUCCUACUCUGGGUACUACAGCUAUUACAAAAAUAUUCAAUGCAACCAUGGAUGUUUAUCCCAGUGUCAGCUAUUUGACGGCAGUGGGCCUCAUGUUUGUGCCAUUACUGACUUUAUGUGAGUGA